AUGUUCUGUAAUGCCGCACCCUUUAUAGAACCCACCAAUAAUAAUAAUGAUGAAGAAGAGUAUGUUUUUAGAGAUGUAUUAGGCUCUAAAUUUGAAGAACAAUACGCUCUUCAAAAUAACUUUGCCGUAUUUAAGCACAAAACUGAAAAUUUUCAGAUGGUACUUAUAGAAAAAGGGUAUUUAAGUGUGAUUUGGGAGGAAGUACAAUUUUCUGAAAUUCCAGUAUCAGAUGAUGGUUCAUUUGAAUCUUUCUUUGAUAAAGUAGAAGAUUCUGCCAAAUCUCUUAUUAAAGCUGAUGAGGAUCAGAAGCUUGACUUAAAGUCUUUGAUUUUGAUAGUUAGUUUUAACGAUAUUUUAGAAGUUGGAAGAUUUUUCAAUACAAUUACCUGA
This is a messenger RNA of Funneliformis caledonium, 390 nucleotides long. Lineage: Eukaryota; Fungi; Glomeromycota; Glomeromycetes; Glomerales; Glomeraceae. The record is from the annotation of a GenBank genome assembly.